This is a messenger RNA of Ornithorhynchus anatinus (platypus), 1243 nucleotides long. It is a transcript of the gene DXO, whose product is annotated as decapping exoribonuclease. Lineage: Eukaryota; Metazoa; Chordata; Mammalia; Monotremata; Ornithorhynchidae. The record is from RefSeq and is a predicted model, not a curated record. The transcript has 7 exons. Gene Ontology annotation, cellular component: cytosol; nucleus. Gene Ontology annotation, biological process: NAD-cap decapping; nuclear-transcribed mRNA catabolic process. The coding region runs from base 1 to 1140 and encodes 379 amino acids. Gene Ontology annotation, molecular function: mRNA 5'-diphosphatase activity.
AUGCUCGGAACGGCCUCGGCCGCCCCCGCCCUGCCCACCCUCCCGUCCCUGUACGGCGGCCCCUUCCCCUUCUACCGGCGGCCGUCGGAGCUGGGCCGCUUCUCGCUGGACGCGGCGCGCGGCUACCACGGGGACGCGCGGGCCCUGCGCUACUACGCGCCCCCGCCCGGCCGCGGGCCCGCCCCGCCCUUCGACCUGCGCGACGGCUACGCCGACCGCUACCGGCCCCGCGACGAGGACCUGCCCGAGGGCCUCGACCACCUGCUCCGCUGGCUGCUGGACCACCGGGCCCGGCUGGAAGGGGGUCCCGGCUGGCUGUCCGGAGCCGUGGUGACGUGGCGGGGACACCUCACCAAGCUGCUGACCACCCCCUACGAGCGGCAGGACGGCUGGUGGCUGGCGGCCUCCCGCCUGCGGGGCACCCUCUACCUCAGCGAGGUGGAGACCCCCAAGGCCCGGGCCCAGCGCCUCGCCCGGCCCCCGCUGCUCCGAGAGCUCACCUACAUGGGCUACAAGUUCGAGCAGUACAUGUGCGCCGACACGCCCGGCGGGGCUCCGGACCCCACGGGGGAGGUGAACACCAACGUGGCCUUCUGCUCGGUGCUGCGGAGCCGCCUGGGGCCCCACCCGCUGCUCUUCUCGGGGGAGGUGGACUGCGCCGACCCCCGGCUCCCGGCCGCCCAGCCCCCCGACUGCUACGUCGAGCUCAAGACCUCCAAGGAGAUGCACAGCCCCGCCCAGUGGAGGACCUUCUACCGGCACAAGCUGCUGAAGUGGUGGGCGCAGUCGUUCCUGCCCGGGGUCCCCCGCGUGGUCGCCGGCUUCCGCGGCCCCGACGGCUCCGUCCGCUCCCUCAAGACCUUCCGCACCAUGGACAUGUUCCAGCUCGUGCGGGAUGACCGGGAGGCCUGGAACCCGGCCGUCUGCAUGAACUUCUGUGCCGCCUUCCUGCACUUCGCCCAGACCACCGUCACCCAGGACGAUCCGCGGCUGGUGCACCUGUUCUCCUGGGAGCCGGGGGGCCCCGUGACGGUCUCGGUUCAUCGCGACGGCUCCUUCGCCUUCCUGCCCGACUGGUACAUCGACGCGCUGACGCGGGAGUCCCCGUCACCCCCCAAGACGCCGUCACCCGGGCCCUGAGGGAGUGGUGAAGCCCUCCCUUGCCCUCUCCGUGCCCAAUAAAGCCCUGGGGCCGGCAGAGGCCUCCCCCCCACCAGCCCCACCGCCCACGGGCACCACCACA